CGAAGCGCGGUGGGGCCGGUGCCGCAGCGGCCUCGGGCCGAUCCCCGAUGGUGUCUGGCGGCUGCCGGCCCCAGGCUCAGGAUGGCGGCGGCGGCGGGGGCGGCCGGCCAGGAGAAGCAGCUCGCUCCGACCCUCCUCAGUUUCUUCAUCUACAACCCCAAGCUGGGGCCCAAAGAGGGAGAGGAAGAAAAGAAGAUUCUCUUCUAUCACCCAAAUGAAGUAGAAAAGAAUGAAAAAAUUAGAAAUGUGGGGCUAUGUGAAGCUAUAGUGCAGUUCACGAGGACCUUUAGUCCAACAAAACCUGCAAAAUCCCUACAUACACAGAAGAAUAGACAGUUUUUCCAUGAACCUGAAGAAAACUUCUGGAUGGUCAUGGUUGUACGGAAUCCCAUAAUAGAAAAACACAAAGAUGGAAAGCCAGUGUAUGAAUAUCAGGAAGAAGAAUUGCUGGACAAGGUUUAUAGUUCAGUCCUCCAGCAGUGCUACAGCAUGUACAAGCUUUUCAAUGGCACAUUCCUGAAAGCCAUGGAAGAUGGGGGUGUCAAAGUGCUAAAGGAGAGACUAGAGAAAUUCUUCCAUCGGUACUUGCAGACACUGCACUUACAGUCUUGUGAUCUGCUGGAUGUGUUUUGUGGAAUCAGCUUCUUUCCACUGGAUAAAAUGACUUACUUGAAAAUUCAGUCAUUUAUUAAUAGGAUGGAAGAAAGCCUGAACAUAGUCAAGUACACUGCAUUUCUCUACAACGACCAGCUUAUCUGGAGUGGACUGGAGCAAGAUGACAUGAGAAUUUUGUACAAAUAUCUCACGACAUCUCUGUUUCCAAGGCACAUGGAGCCUGAGUUAGCAGGAAGAGAUUCUCCAAUACGUGCAGAAAUGCCAGGAAAUCUCCAACACUAUGGAAGGUUUCUUACUGGACCUUUAAACCUUAAUGAUCCAGAGUCAAAAUGCCGUUUUCCCAAAAUAUUUGUUAACACUGAUGACACUUACGAAGAGCUUCACUUAAUUGUUUAUAAGGCCAUGAGUGCAGCUGUCUGCUUUAUGAUUGAUGCUUCAGUUCCACCCACACUGGAGUUUUGCAGAAAACUGGACAGCAUUGUUGGGCCUCAGCUCACGGUGUUGGCAUCAGACAUAUGUGAACAAUACAACAUCAACAAGAGAAUAUCAGGGGCUGAGAAGGAACCUCAGUUUAAGUUUAUCUAUUUCAAUCACAUGAACCUGGCAGAGAAAAGUACCAUUCACAUGAGGAAAACACCCAGCGUAUCACUUGCGUCUGUUCACCCUGACCUCAUGAAGAUUCUUGGUGACAUCAACAGUGACUUCUCCAGGAGUGGCACUUUCCAGUCUUUUUUGUUGAUGGCCGGUUGUUCGUGUUUGGUAUUUUGUGUUGGUUUAGAAGUAGUCAAUCUUAAAAAAAACUUCUAGCGUCCUUUUAAACAAAAAAUAAAAGAAGGCCAGAGCCUCUGUCAAAGAAAAUAUCACAUCUAUUGUAGCCUUCAGAGUAGUCAUAGCAAAUGGGAUGGGAAGCACGAGAUUCUGGGGAAGUAGUGUAAAGGACAGGUACACCUGCUUCUGCCUGUGUCACACAUGCCCAACACAGCUGGUGGCUUCUAGGGGUGAGACAAUGGAUGAAAUGCAAACCUUGCAGUUACUGCAGUCCUGCUGAUAGAGAAGCUAAGAGGCUUCUUGUCAAUGGGUAUUAUGCUACAAGGGGGGAGAGAUCCUCUGUCAUGACACAAAUUAAGACAAAACAUUUUUAACUCUAAUUAGCAACAAGCUGUUUUCACUCUGCUUAAGGACAAGGUUUCAAUUUUUCUAUAAAUGAAAAAAGUGUGUUUCAUCAUAUUAUGGAAGUACUGGGUUAGUUACAGCUUUAUAGAAUAUAUUCAGUUGUUGAGCAUUGUGUAGGUCUGGGCUUAACAGUCCUGUGAAAGCUUGGUAUCACCAACCCAUCUCCAGCUUUCAGUAUUUGGUCACUGUGUAGUAAAUCCUCAUUCUGUGAAGUGUAUCCUUACCAGAAUGGAGGUGUUUUCCUCAGAGCACUGCAGUGUUUGGCUAAUGAAAAGAUUACAGACUGAACACCUGGGCAUGUCCUAAGCAGCCAUUUUUGAAGCCUUUGACCUGGACUGAAUGAUGGGCAAGUUAGGACUGGUGUUUUUUUUGAUACUACACAACAACAAUUUCUGACAUUGAACUGUCCUAAU
Cinclus cinclus is the source of this 2201-nucleotide messenger RNA. It is a transcript of the gene CCZ1, whose product is annotated as CCZ1 homolog, vacuolar protein trafficking and biogenesis associated. Bases 82 to 1422 code for a protein of 446 amino acids. Gene Ontology annotation, cellular component: Mon1-Ccz1 complex; intracellular membrane-bounded organelle. The record is from RefSeq and is a predicted model, not a curated record. The transcript has 14 exons. Gene Ontology annotation, biological process: vesicle-mediated transport. Lineage: Eukaryota; Metazoa; Chordata; Aves; Passeriformes; Cinclidae.